CUGAUUGGUUGGGCCUAAAGGCUAAAGCCAUGUGGUAGGGAAACUCCCACCUAGAAUCAUCUGUCUGAAUUUGAGCCAAUACCCAUCUAGGUCAUUUUUGGGGUUUCUUGUUCACGGAUUGAAUUCACUCUCCCGAUUACUGGGUUCAGUAAAUCCACGCAGUUUGAACGUUACCCAGAUCUUUAAAUCCAACAAAUUGGUGUGUUUUAUCAGCGCAUGUACAUCAUUGUUGAAUUUGGUUUUGCAGAGGAGUUGGUUGUUUUGAGAUGGGUGAUGCAGCAGAGAUGCAAUCUCCAAAAGAAGAGAUGGUGGCAUGUGUGAGGGCACUGGAAGAUGCUUUGCUUCCGUGCUUGCCUGCCCGAGAGCUCCAAGCGAUUGAUCGUUCUCCCCACCCUUCUCAUCAGAUUGAUGUGGAGAGACAUGCCAGAGACUUUAUGGACGCUGCCAAAAAGCUUCAGCUGCAUUUUCUUGGUCUGCAACGUGAUGACCAGCCAACAAAUGCUGAACAACUUAGAAAGGAGAUUGCUGUGAUGGAAGAGGAGUUGAAUAUAAAGACUGAGAUCAUCAAGAAGCAUGAAAGGCUAAUCCAGGGGUGGAAAAAGGAGCUAAAAGACCAAUUGAACAAGCAAAAUAAUGAGCUUGAGAAGGUGUAGUUACUUGAGGAAGAUGUAGUUUCUAAGUUGUCAUCCCAUCUAAGGUGGAAACACAAUACAAUACUGGUAAUUCUAUCUGCUAAAUGUAAACUGAUUGAGAGAGGCGGAGCUAGAACCGAUGACUUUGACUUCAAAGCAGCCGAAUCUGAAGUGUGUCUUGAUUUUCCUGCUGUUGGUUAUCACUUUUCUAGGGUUCUUCGCUUCUUUUGUAUAAAACUAAUAGUUUUUAGGUUUUCAUUUUGUUUUUGAGAAUGGAGUACCUAUUUCAAAUUAUUGUAUUGGGAUGAGAGAUACAUAGGAGAAAAACUGAAUUUAUGGGGAUUUUGAUUGCACCUUCGAGCUUGUUGAUCAUUGAUGUAUGAAGUACAUAAUUGGUUUUGUAUGCUCUUCUUAUUAAGGGCAGUAUGAACCUCUCGAGUCCAAAAAAUUUCAAGGAAGAAUUUAAGAAUUUGGCCAUCGA
Messenger RNA from Rosa chinensis, 1113 nucleotides. Its product is annotated as mediator of RNA polymerase II transcription subunit 28. The record is from RefSeq and is a predicted model, not a curated record. The transcript has 3 exons. Gene Ontology annotation, biological process: regulation of DNA-templated transcription. Gene Ontology annotation, cellular component: mediator complex. The coding region runs from base 267 to 653 and encodes 128 amino acids. NCBI's taxonomy places the organism in Eukaryota, Viridiplantae, Streptophyta, Magnoliopsida, Rosales, Rosaceae.